Messenger RNA from Medioppia subpectinata, 183 nucleotides. The record is from the annotation of a GenBank genome assembly. NCBI's taxonomy places the organism in Eukaryota, Metazoa, Arthropoda, Arachnida, Sarcoptiformes, Oppiidae.
CAUGAGUCCAUCGCAGACAACGGCACAUCGCUAAUAGUGAGAUCGCAGCAUAAGAUUGCGCGCAUAAACCGUGCGAUUGGCGCCACAUAUCAGAGCGACGGUCAGUAUGUCAUUGAUUGCCGUUUAGUGCAGUCAUUGCCGACCGUAACCUUCAUUAUCGCCGGACAAGCGAUUAGAGUGUAA